Messenger RNA from Choloepus didactylus (southern two-toed sloth), 2770 nucleotides. RefSeq names its product 60S ribosomal protein L17-like. NCBI's taxonomy places the organism in Eukaryota, Metazoa, Chordata, Mammalia, Pilosa, Megalonychidae. Bases 1374 to 1814 code for a protein of 146 amino acids. Gene Ontology annotation, biological process: cytoplasmic translation. Gene Ontology annotation, molecular function: structural constituent of ribosome. The transcript has a single exon. The record is from RefSeq and is a predicted model, not a curated record. Gene Ontology annotation, cellular component: cytosolic large ribosomal subunit; ribosome.
AUGAGUGGUUAUCCCCAGGGCUCAUCUCGGGCGUCUCUCUGAGAGGGUUUCAGAGGGUUCAUUUGGGGAUGGCUGACAUAUGCUUUUAUGGACACUGGAGAUUUCCCUUUUGCUCUAACAAUCUGGGGCACAAUCUGGAUUUUCUACACCAGGUGGUGUUCUUGGUCCCUGUCUCAGCUGUCAGUCUCUCUUGCACUCCUCCCUCCUUUUUACUAUCAACUUUAGCUCUCCUGCUUAUAUCUGGCUACUUGGAAUCACUUGGGGAACUUAUUUUUAAAACAUUGAUUUCUUGUUACCACCUCUGGAGAUUCUAAUUCAGUUGGUCAGGGAUUUCUUCCUAAAUGUCUUUGGUGAUUCUGAUGAAAAAAGUUUGAAAUCCACUGACCUGUAGUGUCCAGAGGAGAGGAAACCUCAGAGCAAGGAAGAGCAGUGUCCUGCUUUUUCUUUCUCUCCCUCUCCCACCCUUGACCCCAGAACUGGCUGGGCACGUGCCCAUUAUGCCUGUCUGUGGGGUCAAAGGUUUUAAGAGCUUGGACUGCCCUUUCCUGUGCAUCAUGGAAAAGGCAAAUACACCUAGUAUGUCCCCAGGUCCUUGUAUCCUCUCAUUUCCCGUGAAGAUGUGAGGUUGGGACUGGUGCUCAUUCCUGAUAACUUCUCAACAAACCAGGGUUCUAAUUUGAAGGGUGAGGAGAGCAGGUCAUGGCAAGGGCAGUCUUUUGCUGUGAAUUUGAAGUACCACCACUAAUUAUUAACAUUCAUGAAAAUAUCUAUGAGGAAAUUCAUCCUACUCAUUUGUUUUUCCUGGUAUUGGAGAAACUGAUUAAAAAAAAAAAUCCCUGGUACAUCCUAUAUUUUAUAAGAAAGUGUGAUUAUAACUUUAGUUCUUAAAGGGAAUUUGAUUUUUGUUCCAAAGAUUUUUUUAGCAGCUUUACUGAGAUAUAAUUCACAUGACAAACAAUGCACCCAUUUAAAGUAUACAGUUAAGUGCUGGCAUAUUCACAGAUAUAUGUAACCAUCAGCACAGUCAAUGUGAGAACAUUUUCAUCACCUCCAAAUAAAACCUUGGCACUUCCAGUUGACCAAGAUGGUGGCAUAAGACACUCUAGGGUUCCAUUCCCCCACAGAAUCUUUGAACAGUUAACAAAAACUGGCAGAGCCAUCUUCCUCAAAGUGCCAGAAAAAAGCUAAAGGAUUACCAUAACCAGGCAAGUGCUGAAUCAAGAAAGUGCAGUGUUAAAAACGGUAGGAGCUCUUCCUGUAAAUGGCCCGAGGUGAUCUCUGAAAAUGGUUCGCUAUUCACUUGACCCAGAAAACCCCACAAAAUCAUGCAAAUCAAGAGGUUCAAAUCUUCAUGUUCACUUUAAGAACACUUGAUGGCUCAGGCCAUCAAGGGUAUGCAUAUUUCAAAAGCCACCAAGUAUCUGAAAGAUGUCAUUUUACAGAAGCAGUGUGUGCCGUUCCGUUGUGACAGUGAUGGUGUUGGUAGGUGUGCCUGGGCCAAACAGUGGGGCUGGAUGCAGGGUUGGUGGCCCAAAAAGAGUACUGAAUUUUUGUUGUACAUGCUUAAAAGUGCAGAAAGUAAUGCUGACCUUAAGGGUUUAGAUGUGGAUUCUCUGGUCAUUGAGCACAUCCAGGUAAAUAAAGUCCCCAAGAUGCACCGUCGUGCUUUCAGAGCUCAUGAUCGGGUUAACCCCUACAUGAAUUCUCCCUGCCACAGUGAGAUGAUCCUUACUGAGAAAGAACAAAUUGUUCCUAAACCAAAAGAGGAGGUUGCACAGAAGAAAAAGAUAUCUCAGAAGAAACUGAAGAAAUAGAAACUUAUGGCUCGGGAAUAAAUUCAUCAUAAAGUAAAUGCAAAUUGAAGUUAAAGCAGAAUAUUGGUUGUCUUAUUAAAUAUGUUAAAUAUUAAAAAACAAAACAAAACAAAAAAAACAGUAGGAGAAGCUUGUGGUGCCCUUGCUGGCCCCUCACCAACCCUGUUGCAGUGUGGAGCUAGCCUGCCCCAUUCCAGAAGGAACAGAAUAACCCUUAGACACAUAUUGGGUUGCCUGUACGUAGGUUCCAGUCUAUCAUGUGGCAGCCUGAAAGACUGAACCAGGAAACUCAUCUCUGGUUCACCCUCCCAGAACUUGGCCUGCUGGCAGAAGCAGCUUAAGGACAGAUAAAGCAAGGUAAGAAACAAUUAAAUCAAAGCAAUGUGAGUCAAAGGAGUACCUGCUUUUAAGAUAUACAAUAAAGCACAUGGGAAGGGGGAAAGUCUAUUUUAUAGGGAGUCAAGAAGGCAUUUGAAUUCCUGUAAAUGGGAGAAUUCCUAAGACCAAGAGCAAGGACAAAUACAGGACAAGACAUACAAUCAAAAACGACAGAGAGUACUUGGUACUUCACUUUGCCUCAGGCUGAUAUUCUUGAUAGGAGGGCUAACUUUUGAAUGAGAGCAUUAGUCAAUACAGAGUCAAUUUGCAAAGACUGUAAAAGAUGUUUUUUAUGUUAGUUUCUUUUUGUUAGCUCCUGGCACUCAAGGAAAUCCCCCUCAUAUAGCAAGUUGGAUACAAACCCAAGGAACACACAGCUCGGUGACUCCCAGAGCUAACAAAUUAAAAUAUUAAAAUGUACAGUAUGCAACAAAAGAUUACAGGACAAAGAAAUGAAUGAUAACCCAUCCCAAAGUAUGAGAUAAAAAUUCAGAAACCACCAAUAAAGACACCAGACUUUGGACAUACUAGUAAUAAAGAGACAGAAAUUUUAAAAAGGAACAGAUAAACUGAAGUUG